UGUAAGACAAUCGAUUGAAUGGACCCUCAUGACUAUUCUCUCGGUCGGCAAUCGUUUGUAGGGGCCCCCUUGGUAGCUGGACCCCCCACGCAAAGUGCACGUGUAUCUUGCGGUAGCAGGACUUUGUUCUCACGUAGCUGGGACCACCUACCUUAUCUUUAUCCGCACCAGUAAUCUAUAAACACCUGAUACAUGGUGCCAACAUCCCAGCUGCAUCCCAUAUGUCUUCUUUUUCGAGCUACGUGAGUAGCUUCACUGCUCAGCAAAUGCAAGAGUACGAAGCUCGAAUGAAAACAUCUACUUCACCCACCGAUGCCCCACCAGUCACGCUUCCUCUAGCCAUACACUCCUCCGUUCUCAUAUCGCCACCUCAUUUAGAAGAAGAACACCAGUUACACACAUCGUCCAGUGAAAACACCCUCGUACCGGAACACGCCAACCGAAACGUCACCUUCGAUAUCGAAAAACUCCAACUACCAGCAAAGCGGCAGUCCCGUAUUGUCCGACUCUUCCGCCACACCUUAUUGAACGUAUACCGGCGCCUCUUCUCGAUAGUGUUCAUCGCCAACGCUGUGGCUCUCGUUGUCUUCCUCGCCAAAUCGAGCGACAUUCUCCACGUCAACAUAUGGAACCUAGCAACCGCUGCCAGCGCUAAUGUCUUCGUUGCAACGGCUAUCAGACAGGACUACGUACAGAACAUUCUGUACUAUAUGGUCUGGCUGACACCGCAAUCUGCACCGCUGCGAGUUCGUCGUGUUGUCGCGAAGCUGUACGAAAAUGGCGGAGUGCACUCGGGCUGCGGGAUCGCAGGGACCCUAUGGUUUGCCGCGUUGACCAUCAUCUUGUCUGUCCAGUUCGUGGAGGAGAUAUUCACAUCGCGAGCGGUCCUGACAGUGACGUGGAUCCUGCAGGCUUUACUCCUCCUCAUCGUAGGCUUUGCGUACCCGACCUUGCGCGCAAGAUACCACAACAUCUUCGAGAUUUCCCAUCGAUUUGCUGGGUGGGCGGUCGUCAUUCUCUUCUGGGUUGAGCUGGGGCUGCUUUCCCACACUGUGGCGCAGGAGAACCGCGUCACAGCUGGACACGUUCUGAUUCGGCAACCGAGUUUCUGGCUUCUGAUGCUGAUCACCUUCCAUGCGGUUCUCCCAUGGCUAUUCCUGCGAAGAUGGGAGUUUAGGGCGGAGGGGCUGACGAAGCAUGCAGUCCGCUUACACUUUGAGCGUAACGUUGGGCCCUGCACUGGCAUCGCCAUCUCCAAGUCUCCGCUGCUGGAGUGGCAUCCGUUUGCCACGCUUCCAUCUCUAGACCCAACGCAGAAAGGCGGAUCGGUGAUUGUCUCGCGCGCAGGUGACUGGACCAAGUCAGCAGUGGAGGAGCCGCGGAGCUACUACUGGGUCAAAGGUGUGCCUAAGCCUGGCGUCUUGGGCCUCUCACUCAUCUUCAAAAGCGUUGUGAUCGUUACGACAGGGUCUGGUAUUGGGCCGUGCUUGUCCAUCAUUGCAUCGCCUACUCGUCGCACGGCUUGUCGCAUAUUAUGGACGGGACCGCGACCAGAGCAGACGUUUGGCUCGGAGAUCGUACAUUAUGUCCGCCAAGCGGAUCCCGAGGCUAUGAUCAUCGAUAGCAAGAAGGAGGGACGUCCGGACAUGGUCGCUCUGUCAUACCGACUUUAUGUUGAAGCAAAAGCUGAAGCGGUCUUUGUGAUCAGUAACCCAGCGCUGACACGCAAGAUUGUAUAUAGCCUGGAGUCCCGCGGUGUUCCGGCGUUUGGACCUAUUUGGGACUCAUGAUGCCGGAAGUGUUGUACAUAGUAGAGGCCGUCAUCUAGCGGUGCGCAGUGUUAUUCAAUGACGCUUCAG
Messenger RNA from Paraphaeosphaeria sporulosa, 1859 nucleotides. RefSeq lists its product as uncharacterized. The transcript has a single exon. NCBI's taxonomy places the organism in Eukaryota, Fungi, Ascomycota, Dothideomycetes, Pleosporales, Didymosphaeriaceae. Bases 222 to 1790 code for a protein of 522 amino acids. The record is from RefSeq and is a predicted model, not a curated record.